Messenger RNA from Porites evermanni, 26425 nucleotides. The record is from the annotation of a GenBank genome assembly. Lineage: Eukaryota; Metazoa; Cnidaria; Anthozoa; Scleractinia; Poritidae.
AUGAUCAACAAAACCCUGAAAAUCAUUACAAGACCUCACCUUUUGACGGUUUCGAUAGUGACAGCGUGGCUAUGUUUGCUGUUUAAUAUUGCUCUCCGUAUUUAUUAUCUGUGGAUGCGAAUCACUACUUGGUAAGUUUUAAUGAAGUUCACCAGUUUAUUUUGCAGACGUCCCCGCCGCGAAUCGAACCAUAAAUUGCGCAAUGUUUGUUUUUAUUAUAUAUAGUUAUCGUAAGCUUGAACAAAGUAAGCAGCGAUGCAAGCUAACUCUAAGUUGCUUUCAACUACGAGGGAUUCCACUGAGAUUUCCUCACAGCCCCAUUCAUUUAUCAUGUGCUCAUGUUUCGAUUCUUCGUAUAAUUAUACAGUUUAUGUAAAAAAUAAUGAGAUUGCUGCAUCUAUAAUGAAUGGGCUGUUGUUACCAAAGCUGCUUACUGUCAAUAGAUUUGUUUUGGGGAAAAUGGGAUUGUUUGCAACCACGAGACAAGGCAGCCAUGUUGGGUUAAAGACGAAUUAUCAGUAGAACCUCGUAAAAGCCUGGUUUCCAAAUGAUUGUUCAGAUUGUCGUGAUCAUCCCAGUCAUCUCAAAUGAUGUUCAGAAAAUCAGGACAAUCAUACCUGGAUGACUGAGAUGGACUUGGUUGCUUGGAUAGAGUUGAGGUCUAUCCAGACAAUCGGGAUGAUCAUGUACAUUGUAAAUUUUGAAGCAAUCAUAAUAAAAAAUUAUAAAAGUUACUCUCUCAGACCAUAGAGACUAUCGAGCCAAUCAAAAGCCAUCUCAGAAAUCAUCACUAUUUUCCAGGAAUGGAGAAUAAAUUUGGCCUAAACACUGCUAAAGUAAAAAACAUAAUACAAAAAUGUUCGCAUCACGUAUGGAAACUAUUUGAAACUAGAGAAAGUCUGUUACAUCAACUUCUUGAUGUGAGACUAUUGUCUUCAUGGAACUCUUCCAGCUUGUUGAUGUUGCAAAAUCAAGAGAAAAAGCAGAUAGCAAGGCGUGAUGUUUGCUCUCUGAAAAAAAAAUCCAUCAUCAUGUUUGGCUUGUUUGCCAUGUGAAAAAAUGCCAAGUGCCGAGGUUGUACUAUUAAUUUUUCCCCAGAAUUUUCAUGAACAAAGAGUUAAGCUCUGAGCAGAGAGAGGUCCUCCAACCAACAUAGCUGCCAUGAUGUCAACUACAAGCCAGCAAUAAUUAACUUACUAUUUAUAGCUGGAGCUUCAAGCUUGUAAGGGUGCUGUAUAAUAUGCAUGUAUUAAGCUGAAGCUCCAUCCCUGCUUGUUUGUAUAAUAGUGCCUCAGUACAUGUAGAUGGUCAGACAAGUGAACUGCUGAGCUGCUAGAAUAGUAAUCCCAUCCACAGACAAGCGACUUGUUCUGAAAAUUGUCCUUUAUUCUGAAGUUAUGCCACACUAACUGUGCAGAGAUUGAACACUCUCAUCAUAAAAAAUGUUUGGCCUGUGGGAAGAAACAGGGGCCCCUCAAAUCUCCCUUCCUACUUUUUUUCUACCUGGUACAAAUGUGCACACAAAGCUCUGUUCUGAGAAAAAUUGAAGGGAGCCCAGUGCUCUGAACCUGUGAAAUCCAGGGUGCCCAGCAUUUAAGUUUUUCUUGUCGGCUUGGAGCUAAAGUUAGGCACCAGGGGCCACUGAGUGCCACUAGAACACAGCCUUGAAACACAACCUCUAAGAAAAGAGGCUGAUGAAAAUAUGUGUAUAUAUCUGCAGUGCCAGAGGGUACACGUACUUACACUGUAAAAUAUAAAGGUCUAACAAUGUUUAUAGGAGGAUCCACUGUUUAGUAAAACAACGGUAACCAUAAAUCCUCUUUUAAGCUCUACCCCCUCUCUAAUAAGCCUUCUCCCUCCAAUAAGCUGCCCCCUUUUCAGAGGGAGAAAGUUUUUUUAAGCCCCUCCCUCCCCUCCCCUAUUUAUUCUUCAGUAAUAAAUGAUAGACUGUUUUAAAUAAUCACCGCUGAAAACGUUGUGUUGACUGACCCCGGGUGUCUUAUUUACCAACUGGAAAUUCAGAUUUAAAUCUGAUCGUCAGCUGCAUGACCUCCAACCUUCUUGUUCUUGAGCUUCUCCACUUAGGAUUCUAGUUCUUUAUGGAGAACUGAUACCAUUGUCUUUUUUAAAUUGAAUAAGCCCCCCGUCUCUAUGAAGCCCCCUCUCAAAUGGACUUGAAAUAAAUAAACCCUUGAGGCUUAAUAGAGGAUUUACAGUAAUUACAAACCUUUUUUUAAAGUUUAUUAAAUUAAUUCUAUUUUCAAUGUAAUUAAUUCUGGUUUUGUCUUUUUAGGUUCUUAAACUGUCUCCUCUCUUUAAUUCUCAUCUGGUUGUUUGGUCUGCAUAAUGUGUCAAUAACAAUCGGAGAAUUUGGAUUUUUAUCAGUGAAAGGUGUGAAAAUACGAUGGAGGAGGGAUGAUGUAGGUUUGGUAUGUAACAUACUUUCUUCCUUUGCAAUGGCCUUUAGAAUCUUGCUGAAAGGGUGAUGAUGCUACUUCAUAAGAAAUGAAGAUGUUACGAGUUGACUUGUAGGGUGAGAUAAAGGUUCUAGUAAAGUAGAUGUAUCUGGGUCUAGUGGCCCAUCAGGCCACAGUUUAUUCUUGUCUGCGUCGCAUUUAUAAUCUACCGGUAACCCCAGCUAGUAAUGUCAAUUUCAAUUCCAAUUUAUUUUAUUUAUUUUUUUUAUUUAUUUGCCUUACAACCUUAACAUCAAAUUUCUUAUGCUUAACAUAAGAUAAUAUUAUCAAGAACAUAAGGCCGGAAGAUUUUGUCUGCAAAGCAGUGCCGAUAUCCUUGGUCUGGGCCCCAACAGACUCAACAAAGUACUGGUAAUACAUUUAAAAUUUCCCUUCAAACUGGUUGGCAAACUGACAAUGGCUAUUUUAACAAGCCAGUCAUGGCAGAUACUGAAACCCUGGUACACAUGGGGAGGGGGGUGGGGGCACAGAACAAGGAUUUUGGUGCUGUUUCACAGAUAGACUUACGGUAACCAGAAAUUUAGUUCCAUCUGUGGCGCAGACUAAGCUUAAAUUCUAGUUUCUGUAGUUUAAAGGCAAGCAGCUAGGAAUAUUUUUAUCCCCCCUCCCUUCUGGACAGAAUGCUAGUCCAUCCCACCUUUAUCUCCAGUAUUAUUUUACUUGGUACCCAUGCAUUUGGGUGAAGUCAGAGGCCCACUUAGGGAGAGUACAUACAUUGUAUGUCCCUACUGGUCUGAAUUUCAAAACAGUCAUUUUGCAUUUUUUUUGGAGUUAGCCAUUUCCUUGUGGGUAUUUAACUCAUCUUUCUUUUGUUUUUCACCAUUUCAUCUUGUCUUUUGUUGGGGUUUCAAAGCCCAGUCGCUUGUUGAAAUUUUGCACUAACAGAGCCUCAACUGAGGCGCUUUGAGAGAAACGUUUUUCAUUCAAUCUGUAGUGGUGAUGGAUAAUCUGACUGGUAUCCUAAUGUAAGAAAUCCUUAAUAGCAAUCUACACCCUUUCUGAAAGAUCCUAUUGUAAAGCUCAACAAUAGUAAUAUAUACCGGUAAUAAAAUGGUCUGGCACUUCUACAGUGUACAUGUAAGUUUGAGCCUGAAAACAAAGUUUCUCUGCUGCCGCUUUAAACAUUUCUGGUGCAAUUCUCUGGAGUAAUCUCUGUUUUGAGGCAAGAAUAAUUAUGCCAUUUCUUUCAGAGAUCAAACUCAAACUUAGGUACACUGUAUAUGUACAUUUGUACUUCCUUGCCUUCUGCUUGUUGGUGUUGAUUACUUACAUGUAUUUCACUUUGAAUUGUAAGUUUUGUUGGUUUUUUAAAAUACUUUUAAUAUGUCUACCUGUAUGCUUCACCUAGAAAUUAACCAAUAAUAUUAUAAUAAUUAUGUUUACUUUCUACAGUCUAUUGAAGAAGUAGGAAUAAAGAGAUUAGAAUGGAACUUUGAAAAAGUUAGGUAAGAUAAAACAAUCUAUUUGUCUUGUUUCUAGACGUACAGCUGUACCGUAUUUCCUCCAAUAAAAGCUGGGGGCAAUUAUUAUUUUUUUCAGACAAAAAGGAGGCGACUAUUAUUUUGAAGGUGAUUAUUUUGAAUAUUGCUCACUGGAAGUCUUGCCCUAAAUAUUUGGUUUUAUUAUCCCAUUAAAUUAAAAAAUAAUAACAUCAAACAAACUGAACAAGGGUUUUUUAAGUAUUCCAAGUUUGUUCCUUGAUUAAUUUCCAAAGUCAAUAUCCUCGGCGUCAGAACUUGAAUCGUCACUGAUCAGUUUUGUUGGAUCAGACUCCCCUUCAACUUGAUAGGGAGGGGAUAACAGAAAGAGAAGAAGGCUAGAUAGCUGGGAAGGGGCAAUUAUUCGAGGAAGGCGAUUAAUCAGGGGACGGCUAUUAUUUGAGGGAAUACGGUAUUUGUAGAGAUCGUAUUUAAAAUACAUUUUACACUUUGUGCAUUUAUUAAUUUUGUCUUCGCUAGAAGUGGUUUUCUUGAUGAAUCAAUCUCAAAUUUUUUUUGUGUUAUUUUUUUCAGGGAUCUUACAUUAUUGUUCAACAUUAAACAGUUCAAAAGAGAGCUGUUCACUGAUUUCAAGGUACCACUCUCCGUAGUAAAAUCAGUAAUUGACAAUGUAACAAUCCUUUGUAUGUCACUACAUGUACAUGUACAUUUGUAUCUAAAGUAAUUACUUUACCUUGGUUGUUUAGGAUGCAACAACAGAUAUUUACACUUCUUUCGUUCUUCACUGGAAAAUGGUAAGUUUAAAGUAUGUUUGUGUCGCUAAAGCUGUUUCUAUCUUAUCAAAUUUUUACAAGUUUUUAUUUUUGAGGAUAGCUAUAGGGGUAUAUAUGGUACAUGUAAAUCCAAGACUGUGUGAGACCAUGCUGCACAAUGCCCUGGUUUUAAAAUCCAAGAUGGAGACUAUUCCUUCUUAUUUGAUAAAUCUGGGAACAAAAUUGUACAUUUAUAUAACAGAGAAACUUCAAGCCCAAGUCUCACAGUAUUUCCUCCAAUAUUAGCUGGGGGUGAUUUUUUUUUCUUCAAACUAAAAGGGGGCGAUUAUUCAAGGUAGGCAUUAUUUUAAAUUUUACUCAGUAGAAAUUUAAAAAAAAUAAUCACAUCAAAUAAACUGAAUGUGGGCUUACCGGUAUUUAGUUCCUGUAACUAAACCUUUGCUUUUGUAACUAUUCAUUUGUAAACAAUUAAAUUAAAGCUUGUUUGGUAUAUCCAAGGUGUCAAUCUUUCACUUGAUAGGGAGGGGAUAAAAGAAAGAAAAGGUGGCAAAAGGGGUGGGGUGGGGGGAGAUUAUUCGAGGGAGGUGAUUAAUUGAGGGACGGCUACUAUUUGGGAAAAUAAUCUAUGGUACAAUGUAUCCAAACUUUCAGAGAUUGUCAAAACAUCUUUUCCUACAAAAACUCUUCAAAGAAAUUUUUAUCAUCAUUAAUUUUUUUUCUUUUUUGUACCAAGAAGGUAAUUCUGUUCUUCUAUUCAUCGAUAUUUUCAGCAAUCUCCCGUUGACCUUCUCAGUAGUGAUUUACGAAAUUCCAGUGAAACCAUUCCAAAGUCCUUCACACUGCUUAAGGCUACAGAUGUGGAGAUUGGAUCACGACUUCACAUUCACAGAGGGGGCUCUUAUGUCACGCUACUUGAGGUAAAAGACUCUUCUGUUUCUGAUAUUCUGAGAUCAACCUGGAGGGGCAGUAACCAAGUCACAAUAUUCAGUACUCGUUCUUGUAUUUUUAAUUAUUACCAAAAUGUUAAAAAGACGUUUUGAUGAUGGUAAUGACAAUAGUUAUGUUGCUGGUUAUGUUGAUGAUGAUUAUGACGAUGAUGAAAACUACACAUAAAAUGACAAUACCAGUGAUACUGAAGAUAAUGUUGUUUAAUUUUGUAAAAAUGACUUGUUAAUGGUAGUAGUAUUGAUGGUUGAGGUGGUGACUAUACUGAAGUCAUAAUAAUAUUACAUGUAAUAUUAAUAAAUUAUUAAUGUUUUUACGCUUUUUUUCACUAGGCUGCUGUUCUUGAUGGACUUUUGAUUCCCUCAGAAAAAGUCACAUCAUUGUACAUAAAGGCAAAGGAUUUGACCUACUGCUCUGGGCCUUAUGAUGCCAAACUUAGUCAGGCCAGACGAGAGAAGGUACUGAAGCUGCAUAAUCUUUGUAAAUGUUUAUUAGUCAGCAGUCUGUUAGUUGAUAGAAAUCCAACAAAGUAAUGGCCAGUAGUUGCCAACUAAUAAUACAGUUACCCGGUUCUGCCAUAUAUGAGGACCAGUCUGAUUCUACAUAUACACCCCAUCAGUCUUUGGAUCAGGGGUGGGACAACAGUGUUUUAAGUUAGAGGGCUAUAAUCCUCCCUCUGCUCUAAAAUUAAUAAUGUUACCUGUGUUUGCCAAAACCAAUUACAAAAGAUUUCAAUCCUUACAACUGGUGGUUUUAGUAAAUAAAUAAGGAUAACGGAGAGAGAUGAUGACAGUAGUUAACCCUUUACAUGCCGGGAAUCACCAAUAUCAACUGUCUUUUAACCCUGUUAACAAUAUCAAUUCAAAAUCAAGUAAAACAGUUACAAGUGUGAAUAAGAUGAUCACCAACGGGAAAAUAUUUUAAUCUUUUAACAAAUUCUCUGGCCAAAUUUUUCAAGUACAGUGUAAGAUUCUAUUAAAUAUAAUUUUACAUUUAAUAGUGUGUUUGUUACAUGUGCAUUGCACUAACAGUGAUUAAUUAGGAUUUGUUGUAAACUUUUGUUUUCAUUUACCUUUCAGAUCAUCAAGCUGCCUCUCUUUGAUUUUCUGUCGACAUUUUAUGUAGAUGGUCCUUCUCGUAUCACAAUAACCUGCCAUGAAGCACAGAUGUUUCUUUGCCCAAGCAAAAUAAAUUCCUCACUAAUAUUUCUGAAUCAUUUACUAAGGCAGCAGAUCAAACCUGGUAAGGAAUUUGAUACCCAAGAAGGUACCUGUAAUAUAAAAAUUUAGCCAAGGCUAAAGGUGAAGCUCCCAUUAAUAGGUUUAUAAUUUACUUCAAACAAUAAACUUGUAACCAUUGCAAAGAAAUUUACUUAGAGUUGAGGCUAGGUCUGCAAUCAGUGGAAAACUAGUAACUUGUCAGCAGAGAACUUCAAAAAUAUAUAACCUCGAUGGGUCGACACCUAAUCCUCCAUUACGGCCAUGUAAUAUUGUUCAUGGGAUACCCUGUUUUGACAGCUGUCAGUUGACCACAACAUGAUGGAUAUGCAAUAUCGCAGGUUGCAGGCUCCCACAUUAGCUAGAAAGUGUGACAUCUUACGUUGGUUUCCCUUUGGUGCUGACGGACAGGUAAACGUAAGGUCACGUGACUCCUUAUCCUGGAUGGAUAACCAAAUUUUGUAACGUUAUAUUGUAAUAACUUUAGUCUAUUUUCUUGCGCAUUUUAUAGAUCUAUCUUUCUUUGCCUUUCCUUUUCGUAAUUUCUUCUAAGUAAAUUACUCGAUUAGCCAUGCUAUAUGCGAGCAGAGGAUGUUCUGCGUGUACAUGUAUGAUUUAAUUUAAUUUGUCGCUUCUAUGGAAACCAAUAAACUUCAAACUUCUACUUCAAAAAAAAAUUCCUAGCUCUAGGGCUCUGCUUGCACGCACGUGGAGCUCCACUAAUGAUCGGUUCCAAUGACAUGUCCCAUCCUCUUUUAUUUUUCUUUAGAUUUAAAAACUGAUGCACUUGCUAGAACAAAUAUUAAAAUUAACAUGGAAAAGUUUUUAGAGGUAAGUCCCAUGAUGGCUUAGUUGGAGCUGUUGUAUUUUUUCCCACUGACCCUUUCAUACGCUCCAGCUCGGAAAAUCCCUGAAAAAUGUGUCCCUUUUAGGCAGAGCUUCCUUGUAUCGGCCAUUAUGGGGAGUAUACAAUGUAUCCCCUUGGAAAUGCAACAAUAUUAAUUCACAACUCCAUUCUGAUAAAUUCUGUUAUCCCACUUGUAAAUACAGUUAACUCACUCUGACACAGGCAAUUAUUAGUGUUAUUAUUAUCACCUUCUUGAGAGUCAAGAAGAAGCUGAUCAAGAACAACAGGGACAUACUCUAGGAGCGUUUCUAUUUUAUAGAGUGUCUCUCUUAUAUAGUUGUCGUUUAAACCCUCUCAGGUCUAAGAGUGGCCAAUAUCACUUUUCUUGUAACAACAGGGAGCUUAAGCAACUACGACCACAACGACGACUUCAAAAACAACAAGAGGUUUAAUGAUCAAAACAACAGCUCUACACGUACAUCACGCUUUUUAGAACAUUUAUUUGACGACCGCUACACGACUACGACGUGAAACCUCCUAAUUUGACGUUUUAUGGAGGACGUGGGCAUACGACGACGAAUUUUCCUUCCUCUUUUUGAACCUGAAUAAGAUCCUUAAGAAUUCAACUCCAGGAAAAUUCGCCUGCAUUUGACAUAUUGAGCGGGUCCAAAUAGACGCGAUUUAGGGUUGAAAGAACGCAAAUUCACUUUUUUACCGACUUUUUCACUGCCGCCGUCGUCGUCGUCCUUGUUUAAGGUCCCUAAUAUCAAUACAUGUCAACAGCAAUGAUUACUGGAAUUGAUAAAACGAUUAUCAAAGAAGAAGUGCUUUGACCUUUUAUCAAAUAAUCUCAACUAAUUCUCCUUAAGGCGGGAAAUGUGUGGUAAUGAUAAUGGUAAUUGAUGUUUAUUAAAUAUCUACUAUCUUAUACUAUCACUGUUUUUGUUUUCCAUUUGUGUUUAGCUGAAUGUAAGGUCAAACGACACCAAGGCUUCAAUUUGUUUUCAAGAUGGAGCUGAGUCUGUCAACCUUAUAACAUCAUUCAAUUUAUCCCUUUACAAGAGAAAAACCAAGGUGAGUUUUGAUAACUACAUGUAAAUGAUUGUUUUCACUUCUUCUUUUUUGGGUGAACAAGAAUAAUAAUCAUUAUGCCUUCUAAGACAUUUUUGUUAUUCGAUUAUCCCAACCCACAAAAAAGAGCUUUAUUCCAAAUUCUCAAAUACAUUGAUAAUUCAUAAAGAUAAUACAAAGAAAAUUAAUGUUUUAAUGAGUGUUUGGAAAUCAGAUGAAAAACUGCUAAUUUUUGCAUCCUUAAUUUCCCCUUCUAAAAUCAUUUUGUUGAGAAGUAAUACAAAGCAUUCGACACAGUGUUUCAUCACCAGAUGAAACACCUCGAAGUUCGUCAAAAAUACUCCGCUGCUUGUCGUAUGUUCAACUCUCUUCCCAGUGUUUCAUGUGGUGAUGAAACACUACGUCUCGUUCUUGAUAUAUUACCUGAAAACUUCCGUUAGUUUUUUUUUUCCACCCCCAGAGGGGCAUUAUCUUUGUAUCCCUAUGUGUAUCCCAACUAGGAAAUCUCCAUUAUUCCUAUUCCCCCUUAUAUCUGUAAAUUUGCCAUUUCAAAGACUUUUGGUUGAAAACAGUUUUAUUGUUAGAUGUCGGGUGACCUCUAAGUAACCAGUGAGAAAGUGCCCUGUUGCAGAAAAAUUCCCAUUACGAUUCAUUGGCAUUUUAAGAUUUUAAGUGGAGGUCGUGUUUCAAAGCAGAUCGUAAAGAAUGCCUCUCUGUCAAAUACAUUUUUAAAAAUUUAUCAUGUUCUUUGUCAUCUAUGACGCUUAUGUUUGUCAUUAUUUUCAGUGUCCGAAAACGUUUUAUUUUUUCACAAUUUUCAGAGCCAGUAUACCGCUUCAGUGGCAAUCCAAUCACUUGUUCCCGGUGGACAGCAGACUAAAGAUCCGUGUGUUAUCGUUGGAAAUGAGCUGAUUUCUGCUCCAUGGGAGUGCACAAUUGCAGUAAGUACCAACGGUCAUAAAAAUAACCGUUGCUCGUCUUUCACCUUAGGGUUCCUGUGCUAUAGGGUGAAAAACACUGAAAGAUCACGGUCAUUGAUGGGUUAUUUCUUGCUGAAUUUUAGGACAGCAAAGUGUGCGAUUAGCGUGACAUUUUCACAUGCGAAAUAAAAUGCACAAUUAUGUUCUGGAAGACUCACCAUAUUAGAGGAUCCGAUAGUUUUGUACGGAUGAUAUGAUAACACAAUCAGUAAACAAAAAAGCUGUACUGAUUUCUUAGCUAGUAAUCGCGCUUUUGUUCUUUAGAUUUUGAUCUGAAUAAACUAUUUGAUUUCGGGCCUCCAAAGUUAAUGGCACGUUCGAGAAACGGGUCCGAGGGCCGGUCAUUUAUAGCCUGCGUUGCAGCCGGCCCACGUAUCGCGUGAACCAUUGUUAUAAACAGAAGGGUUAGAGUGUCUGCGACGCAGUUUAGUAAGUUUUAACAGAGUUUAGCCAGUGUGAUUUAAAAAAACCGCGUUCUAAGCCAUUUUCAAUUUGCCCCACGUUUCUUGGAGGCAUAAUGGGUAGACUUAAGAAACAUUUAUCUUCCAAAAAUAACCCAAUUAGAAAGAGAUCUGGAACUCCACAGAUUUCUUACACCAUGGUCCAAGUUAAACUUAGUUUAAAUAGCCUUUUCUUUGGAGAACGUAUUAAAAAUUUGUAUACCCCUGCCCGCUUUAUUCCACAUUUUAUAUUUUUAUCAACCCGUUCUAUUUGCGUACCUGUUUCAGGGUAGUGACUGGUCAGGUCACUCUAUGGCAGUGAGGAUCACUUCUGAACAAACUCUUUCUUUGAUACUUCGACCGGACUGUAUUCCAGUAUUCAAAGACCUUCACGAGGUAUGUACAGUGAAAUUUCAUAUUGAAAACACCAAGCUGUAUUCGGCCAGAGCGGAAAAUACCAUAAUAUUGUUUAAACUGCCGUUUGGGUGCACCCCCUGCACCCUCCCCCUAGAUCCGCCCCUUUAAAAUGUCUGGAUUCGUGUGGACUGGGCCUUAGUCUCUCUUUUUCCGAGGCAAACCAAUCAAACAAGUAGGCUGACUCUGAGUUGCUAUAAUUAUUCUUGGUAAGGAUUUCCAGAAAUAAUUACCAGGAAUAAAUUUAGCCAAAUUAACCCUUUCACCCCUAAACCAUGGGUGAAUGGUGAGAUUAUUUGUCAUUCUAACUUGCGUGUGUGGACAAAUCCCGUGGUGUUACCAAAACCCCUUCAGAAAAUCGUAACUCAAGAUGUUGGUAUCGUGUUAAAUUUAUAGGAUUACUCCAGCCUACUGGAUAAGACACAAGUAAGUGCCUUGAUCGCGCUGUUAAAGGACGACAUGAAAAGGCAGUCCUCGACAACAAAACAGGUAAUUUUAUUCAAGGCGAAUGAAAGAGAUUAUUUUAGUGAAACGUGCUGAAUCACAAUUCGAAUCUAAAUAAUUCUUUCCUGUAUAGGGUUCGCACAACUUAAAAAUGUUUUCGCGCAAACAAACGAAAAUAAUUUCAGGUUUUCUCGGCUGUGUGUAUACGGGGCGUGGCUUGCGAGGGGUUGCUCGGGGGUCCGAGUUCCGCUUUUCCUCUCCCAGUCCCCUCGGCUUUUAAAAUAAAAAAAGAAAAGAAAAGAAAAAUUUGCGUGAAUACUGAGCAAAAAAUGUUUGCAGCCAUGUUUUUUGCAUGGCUUUCUCCUCCCCCAUUUCCUUUCAAGGGAAUAUGUCAUUUCCUAAGCGUCACGCUUCAGGCGAACGGCAAAUAUGGCCCAAGCCUCCGUUUUAAAGCUAGGGUUGUGAAGCAUUGAAACAUAGACCUAUCUUAAUUUAAUUUCAUUACUUUUUUUCUAUUUCAUUUUUGCGCAAUUUAAACACAGACGACAACUGGCAUUUGGAAAGAGGAGCGGCAAAAGGGCGAAAAGCGCAGUGUAGCAAUGGCUUCUAAACCGUCGCUUUUUUACUGUUCUUUGUAAAUGACAAUUCUUUUCCGUUUUCUUCUUCCUCUUUACUACAUUUACGUAGAUUUUUGCUAACUGCAAAGGAUUAAAGGUCUUUUUGGAAAUGGACGUCUACGAGGAGCUUUUGAAUAUUAGUUUGGAAGAUUUACAGGUAUGAACACUACUUAGGAAACAAAUGAAUCAGCUUCAUGGGGUUGAUUUCUAAAGAAAGUUAAACUGUGGUGUUUCGUCAAUGAGAGAGUGAAAUGUAAAAAUUUGCUGUUAUCAACUCAUUUGAAAAAGUCAACUAACCGGCGUAAAAAGAUUGAAAUGCUUUAAAGAGUGGAAUAAACAAAUCUUAGGUGCGUUUUUAUUGACAACAUUGUGUUGUUUCUUUGCCGCUUGUUAUCCGAGUAUAACUAACGCUAACGCAGCAGUAUAACUACCUCUCGUAGGGAUGAUCGAAUGUAUAAGGCCUUUUAUUUUUGUAUCCACAACUACCCGCCUCCUUUUUCUACACAAAUCAAAAUAUUUAGCCCAAAGAAAUUGAUCUGAUAUUUACUUUACCGUCGCCAGACCGAGUUCAACCGAGAUCAGCACCAUGUUACACUGGAAUUUAACGUACAAAACGUGGAGGUAAGAUGGUUUCAGUGUUCUAGUGUAAAUAACUGUUGUGUCAAGUUCAAAGAAUGCACAGCGAAAGAUGACGAACGUUCCACAAAGUGCGCGUCAAACUCGACUGCCAGUCUUCUAUUUUGUCGCGACCAGGUGGUACUACUUGAUGUGGAGCACUCGCGCGGAAGACUGGGGUUUUGGGUGUUACCCAUACCUCGCACGUUUUAAGAACAGUCUAGGAACGCAUGAGGUCUAGUUCGCAGAAGUGUGCUAUACUUACGUAAGACUUUCUUUUAGCAUUUCACAAACUGACGAAAUGAAACCAUUAAUCUUUUUUUUUUCUCAGGUAGAGGACUGCAUCAAUAAAAUAAUUGCUUUUCAACAGCAACGUUCUAGCGAUGAGAGUGCCCCGUUCCUUCUGCGGUUUUCACUUGUGAUGGAUGCGGUCGGAGAAGACGAAAGAGUGGCCAUUAAGGUACUAAACGUUCGCAAAUUGGCCGUCCCAAUAUACCCUCUCGUGCGAAAAAAACUGUACGCAAUCAAAUCUGUAUUAAGUCAUCAAUCUGCUCCCAUCGCGCACCAAUCGAGCCCGGGGGGGUGGGGGGGGGGUACUUUGGUUAGUGUUUGCUGGGUAUGUGCCGCUGGCAUCUCAGAGCCCCUACCUAAUUAUAGUCUAUUUUUUGGCCAAUUAUAGACCCCAUCUUAGUCACUUUUUGGAAAUUGUAAUUUUCGCGAUCCCAACUUAGUCACUUUCUAUUUAUGCAUCCUGACCUUAUCAAUGUGAUUUCAAGCGGCGGAAUGUAAUGCAGUCAAUGCGAGCUUAUUGUUAACUUAAAUAAGCAACAACUUUCUGAUUUUUUAACCUAGAAUCUUCCCAUUUUGAAUCCCUACUUACCCCAAAAAUCCGAAAAUUUGCGACCCCAUUCCAGUAAAUCUAUUGAAAAUGCGACCCCAUUAUAGUCACACCAGUCGUGAAAAUGCGACCCCAUCCAGCGGCACAUCCCUAUUAGUCUCUUGUAAGGGAGUAACCCCCCCCCCCCCCGCCAAUCGUCUCGCUACCAAUAGUUGGGCUGAUUAUUGUUCUUGUUUACUCAGAGAGCUCAUACCGAACUAGGAAACUCACAGGUCAGCGUCCAAGAGAUUGUCAUUCUCAAGGUACUUCAGUUUGCGGGGAUCAAAGAGAAAACUCAGUUAUGGGGCGCAACAGCAGCAGGACAGAGCGAACAAUCUACUGAAAAUCUACCCGCCUUCUUGACUUCAACGAGAUAUUAUUUCGAGAAGCUACAAGUUGGACCAUUUCAAACUCUGAUGACGUGUAACCCUGCCAGUAAACUUCCCCAUGAGCUACAGAAUUUAAAAACCGCGUUAGAGAUUCCGGCUGGCUUUCCGCCUUUGAUGGAAAAUGCAAAUGUACAGUUCAGUAAGUAAACUGCUUAACUGCAAACGUCUUGUGCUUUCUUUUGUUUGUUAGGAGGGAUCGUAAUGGGGAAGUGACAUUUACGGUCAGCAGCUAAUACUGAGCUUAAAACUUGCAGAGAUAACCAGGUGAUGGUGUUUUUCACAUUUGCGCUUAUCGUCUGUCCUUUUCAGCAUGAGGUGGUCGUUUUUCACUUUCAGAAAAACGUGAUUAAAAAUUGAGUUUUUUGUCUUUUCUCCCGGCGGGUGAAUUAGGCAUUAUAUAGGUGAUUGAUACAAGUAAAAGAACUGAUCGGCGGAAGUCAGUUGAAAGUAAUUUCAGAUCGCGGAAACCCGACUGUCGGCAAAGAACGUAAAGAUAAAUUCACCAUCGAGACAAGAAGCCGCUGAUUAUUCAAUUUUUAAGAGGAAGACCACCAGGAUAACAGCAGGGGUUUUCAUUGACAAUUUUAAACAAGUGUUUAAACCCAGCUAUCGAUGAUUGAUUUUUCCUUCUUGCUUUAUUAUUUCAGGAGAAUUUCUGCGAACAGGUAUAACUUACAAGGCUUUAGUUUCUCUGGGACGGGACGCCAGGACGCAUUAUCUUAAGGUUAGGCGUCGUUUCUGAAGGUCCUAUAUUUUACAAAUAUUUUUUCCACGGUGACAAAUAAUUUGAGAUGCUGCCUUUUAAGUUCGUCAUUUAAACGUGGAGGAAGGAGAACUACUGGUGGGCUAAAGUUUGUGUGUUACGCUAAUAAUCACAGGGUUCGUACGGGUAAUGGAAAACCUGGAAAGUCAUGGAAUUUAAGAAUUGCAGUUUUCUAGGCCUGGAAGGCCAUGGAAUUUAAUUGUCGAUCCUUGAAAGUCAUGGAAAAAUGGAAUUUCCGGCGUUUGAGUGGAUACGAAUCAACCGGAAAUGAAAUAUUUCUGCGGCACGGGAACAGAGGGGGACUGGGACAGUUGAAGUGCAGUAUGGGUAGAAUGGAGCGCUAUAAAACGGAUCGGCUUAUCAUGUGGGAAAGCAUUCUAGACCGACACCUUGUCUAGCUCACAUUAUUAUUUAUUUAUUUAUUUAUUUAUUUAUUUAUUUAUUUUUAGUAUAUCUUUGAUUUACUAGUGUCAGUUCAAGUUUCGCAAGGGUUUCUUAGCUUGUUUGCGUUUCCUUAAAUUAUUUAGAGUUUGCCGUCCUUUGUUGGAAUACUUGUUUUGUAAAUAAGGGCAAAGACCUUCCAGCCGUGUGGCCGUCGUAGGAUGGGCUUUUCAGAGCGUGAGCCAUGGAUCCUACCCAGAUUUCCUGCCGAGUUUUUUUACCCUACUGGGGUUUUUUCCGGCAGGCUUUUUGUGGCCUCUGUUCUGCAAGUAUUCUGUGUAAACUGUCGCUCAGCUCUGUUCUAGUUCUUCCACCACAUGUUUGAAUGUCAUAGAAGAUGUUGUAUAACGUCUUGUUAUAUCUGCGGUGCUCGGCCGAAACUGCCAAAAUAAACCUAAUGGUUUUUCUAUUCAUGUUUUACUGCGUAGUGGAGCCGAAAUUUUAAGUUUUGUUACGUAGAUUAGUUACUGAAGGUGACAAAGCACGGACAGUGUACGAUAGAGAGAUGUGAUUGAACAGCGCAAACGGCAUGCAUUUAGGUGGACACCAGAGUUUGUCUCUCUUGAACUGUGUAUGAUCCAAAAAUACCCUAAAACACAAAAGCUUUAAAAAUUUAUAAAAAGUGGCAGCUAAACCUAAGGUCAUGGAAAAAGUCAUGGAAAGUCUUGGAAUUUGAAGAGCUUAAAAGAAUACGUACGAACCCUGUACUCGUUUUAGUCAGUUCACGAUGACUCAGCGUCACUCGCAGUCAGGUAAUUUUUUUUUCAACAAUUUUCCUUUCAAUUUUGUUAGGAAAUCGGCAGCCAGUCCGCGUCUCUUCUGGGUUCACUGCAUUUGCUUGGUAACAUUUCCAGUUUACAGGAAGAAAUCGCUGAUGGGCUGGCAGAUCUGAAGCAGACUGGGGACUACAUUGGAUUUGUGAAACAUGUGAGAGGGGGUUUGGCCGAGUCCUAUUACAAGGUGAGGGCGAAAUAAAAUCUCGCGGAAAACGGUGGUGAUGUUGUGGUUCAAUUUUAUCAUUGGUUUAAACUUUAUUUUUCUUUAUUUCAAACUUGUUAUCAUAAAUUACCAUAGCCCAAAACAAAGGAAAAUAAACCAAGGAUAAAAUUGAACCACAACGGUAACAGUAACGUGGUCGAAAUCUUGAAUUUGCAACAGUAAAUUUUUCCCGUCUAAUAACAGGCUGACGUACAAUGAAGUUUCCUGGAUGAAACAUACUCAGAUACACCGUUGUAAAAGAGCGCAGUGUCUUGAACUAAAGCAAAGAAAUCCUAGAUUAUUUAUUACCUUCGCACAAGUGACUGCGAUAUUAUAUCUAGCUGGAUUUUUGACAAAGUACGUAGCUACCAAAAAUUGCAGUCAUUUGACUGAAGAAAGGCCAAAUGGGAAAGUUUCUUGCGUCCGAAAAUCACAUUGCAGAAGGAAAAGUAGUGGAAAAAUAGAGAACGUCGAGAAAGAGGGUACCCUGCGAGCAGAGUCUCCUUCGAUCUUCCUAGAUAAGUCGGCUUUAGGAAGAUGGAAGGAGACUGCUCGCUGGGUAGAAAGAGGUUAGAAGAAGAGGAAAACAGCAAUGGUUGCACUCCGUUUUUAAAUUGGCUACUUUGAGCGAAAAAAAAACAAUGGUGGACGGAAGAGAUUUAUUUUGCCUUGGCAGUACGCGUUUUUAGAAAUCCAGCUAGAUAUAUAUACAGGUAAAUCUAUAACAACAACAACAAUGUAUUUAUGUAAAGAAAUAUAAAGUUUACGAUACUUUAUGUCCUGCAAAUAGCUAUAAUGCUAAUCUAGGCAGGACAAGACUUUAAAUAAAGACGUUAUUAAAUUACAUAAGAAAAAAGAAAAGAAAAGAAAUACAAUAACAUACAGAAAGAAACACCUUACACAUAAAUUCAAGUACAGGGCAUUUUGUUAUUUGAAAAAUCUAUAUAUGUUUUCGAUAUCAACGGAAUAUGAGUUCCGCUAACCUGGCCUAUGGUACAGAGUUCGUAUCAGGGCGCCUUGUGACCUUGCCAUGGGAAAACCAUCGAUUUUGUUCGCGACACCUUUAGUCAUAAAGGAUUAAAGUUCAUAACUGUUACUUUAAUCCCCUUCAUAUUUUUGCACCGACUUGACGACUCCCUACUAUCCUCGUUGGAGAAAUUAAGCCUUUGUUCCGAUGAAUUCUGAUUUUUAAAAAAUCCGUGUUUUUUUAAAAUAUCAUUGUAGAUUGGAUUCCCUUUUUUACCAAUGUAUUCACUUCCGUUUUUAACAUCUCUCAAUUUUUUAAAUCUCUAGAAUUUUUAAGAUCUUUUAUUAUAAUUACUAUUUGUAAAUAGACUUUUUAUCAUGAUUGUUGCAAGUUAUCAUCAAUUUUGUUUUUAGAGGGCCACUAGAGAAAAUACUUUUCAUAGUAAUUGGUGUCACCCUCUUAAAAUAAAGGUUACAUAUAUAAAAUACCUUCCAUCGAUUCAAGCUGUUUUCACGUUUGAGGUAAAAAAUGCCAAAACUUCGUAAUUUAGGAUUGUCACAUGAUAAAUACCUGCAAUCUUUUCAACAACGGAGUUACGAAAUAUCGAACGAUGAGCGAUCGCCAGUAACAUUUGUUUGUUUGCUCUUGGGUCAUUUUAAUACCGUUUUGUUUAUAGUUCGCCGAUUCGUGGUCCGCGACUAUAAAUCAGUCAGCUGCGGCAAGACGUGAAAGUAGUUCUUCAUCUACCGAUUCUGUAGCUGUGGGGGAUAAUUCCUCCUCGCCCAUGAAGUCCGUACGUAGUGUUGUGGAAAGUUUAACAAGCCUUAUUCUCAGUCCUUCAAGAGACGCGAGUCUGGGAAAACAGCAGGUAUUGUAUUCAUUAUUCAUUAUUUCCUUAUGUUGCUUUCGGGUUGCGUUGCCUCGUAUCUAUGUUGAUGGGUUACGGUCGUUUGGAUACAAAUUCUUUUUUUUUUUCGAUACAAGUCGAGAUGUAUUUAGUUGCACGUACUUGGCUUAAAGAACAAAGAAUAUUCACUUUAAAUGUUUUUCUUGUUGACGCGCAAACUAUACUAGAAGUGAUUAAAGACCAUUAAAGUUUAUGUGCAAUUUCACCGCUGAGUCCGUAUCGGAAAGACCCUGUUCCAUUUUGACCGCGUGUUUUCCCGCCUUGAAGGGGAAUCAUUUCAUUUUGAAAAAACCCGUCGAACUCGUUUGCGAAAUCAGAGUAAAAGCGACCUCAGAGUAAAGAGAAGUUAGGCCGAGAUUUAAUAGAUUCCUCUUAGUAAAGCCAAGUGUUAUGAAGCAAGGGUGUAGCGUGAUUGUGAGAUGGCGUGAUUUUAUUCCUUUCAGAUAUUUUUAUUAAUAGUUUCUCUCGUCUGUCAGAGCGACAGAACUUGAUGACAGAUCGGUUUAAAAACUAAAGCUUAUAGAUUCACAAAAGUCACGAUUUCGUGUAGUGUGUGAGCGAGCCAUUGUACUGUGAGGAUUGAAGCCUGUUUUUGCUUAAAACUGUGAUAAUAUCGUGAAGAACGGCCCUUCGGCCUUCACGACACCAAGAUUUAGUCACGUGAUUAACCUUUCANAGUCCGUACGUAGUGUUGUGGAAAGUUUAACAAGCCUUAUUCUCAGUCCUUCAAGAGACGCGAGUCUGGGAAAACAGCAGGUAUUGUAUUCAUUAUUCAUUAUUUCCUUAUGUUGCUUUCGGGUUGCGUUGCCUCGUAUCUAUGUUGAUGGGUUACGGUCGUUUGGAUACAAAUUCUUUUUUUUUUUCGAUACAAGUCGAGAUGUAUUUAGUUGCACGUACUUGGCUUAAAGAACAAAGAAUAUUCACUUUAAAUGUUUUUCUUGUUGACGCGCAAACUAUACUAGAAGUGAUUAAAGACCAUUAAAGUUUAUGUGCAAUUUCACCGCUGAGUCCGUAUCGGAAAGACCCUGUUCCAUUUUGACCGCGUGUUUUCCCGCCUUGAAGGGGAAUCAUUUCAUUUUGAAAAAACCCGUCGAACUCGUUUGCGAAAUCAGAGUAAAAGCGACCUCAGAGUAAAGAGAAGUUAGGCCGAGAUUUAAUAGAUUCCUCUUAGUAAAGCCAAGUGUUAUGAAGCAAGGGUGUAGCGUGAUUGUGAGAUGGCGUGAUUUUAUUCCUUUCAGAUAUUUUUAUUAAUAGUUUCUCUCGUCUGUCAGAGCGACAGAACUUGAUGACAGAUCGGUUUAAAAACUAAAGCUUAUAGAUUCACAAAAGUCACGAUUUCGUGUAGUGUGUGAGCGAGCCAUUGUACUGUGAGGAUUGAAGCCUGUUUUUGCUUAAAACUGUGAUAAUAUCGUGAAGAACGGCCCUUCGGCCUUCACGACACCAAGAUUUAGUCACGUGAUUAACCUUUCAAGUCCCUGGAGUGACCAACAUCAAUUUUCUCCUAACAAAAUCAAUGUAUCAUUCAGUACAUGAGAAUUAACUAAAUGAUCAUCGAAAGGAAAAAUCUUUGAUCUUUAAUCAAGUCCUCUAAACUAAUUUCUUAGGAAAAUGUAUGUACAUAACUCUAAUGGAGAAUUUUAGCGUGGCUUUUAGGGUUUAAAGGAUUCUGUACUCCUUAAUUCAACUUCUUAAAAGCCAAAAUUUACAUCGUGAUUGUAGGUAAAAGUUUAUUAUAACGCAAAAGCGGUUGCAUCCGAACGCCACGUCAGUCGACAAAAUGUGUCAACUAAGUACCGUGAAUCUCUGUGACUUUUUAUGGGCGGUUUUCUGUUUCAGUCAAGCCUUUAUAAGAACCACGUGAAAAGAUUUUAUUGCUCGCGGCUUCGCUGGUUUUGAUUUUCAAGGACCUCUGUUCAAUUUCGAAACAUCCUGAUGUGCGAGAGAAGAAACCUUCCGUGUGAUAUCCAGUUAUUUAUACGACUCUGUUAAAGGAUAAAGCUCACAGUGACAGUUUUUGAAUGAAUCUUUCUACACGGAUUACCAUCGAAUGUCAGGGAUUCCGGAAUUCGGGAAAUUUUUGCUUGUAAAAUCCCGAAUCCAGCAAAUGUUUCCUGUGGAAUCCAGAAUCUUGAGCUUUGGAAUGUGGAAUACAGCUCAAGGAAUCUGGAAUCUCACUGUCGAUUGGAAUCCAGAAUCCAAGUUCCUCUGACAAAGAAUCCGAAAUCCACGGCGUGGAAUCCACAUCCUAGACUGUCUUGGAUUCCCUUACAAAGAGCGAAUCAAGAUUUCACUUCGUCAUCGUAGUUGAUAAAGGCGAUUUUAACUGUUUUCAUUCCUCUUCCUUCUCCUUCUCACGGCCUACAAAAUGCAAUUCUUGUAUUUUAGAAACUAGUUUUAUCCUCGCAUGCGGUGAAACCUCUAUUAAGCGGACACCCUCUAUUAAGCGGACACUAAGCCAGGUCCCGAAAUUAACGUCUUAUAUUUUCCUUCAUAACGAACCCCUAUUCAGCGGACACCUCUAUUAAGCGGACGCGGACACUAAAAUGAAUUAUAUUUGGCUAGUUUCUAUCCUUAAAAGCCUCUAUUUUAAUAGCUUAAAAGCGGUCACUGGACUGAAUUGACAUUAGCAGUACUGGAUUACGUACUUGAAAUACGCACUGUAGUCGAGUAAUAAAAGUCUUGCACAAAGUACAUGUGCAGCACAGCUUCCUUAGCUUCCUUUAAUAACAUCAUGGAACUUUAUCACAGUACAGAGCAGCCGUUGAAUGUAAAUCAUUAACAAACAUUGCGCAAUUCAGACACCUGUCGGGAAUCGCCCCCCGUAUUCAUAGAAAUCCACGGCAAUUCGCUUGAUGUAGCUUUAUUCACAAUAACGAAUCCCAAAGUCACAGUUUUCGCAACUCACACACUCACAGAUAUUUUCGGCACAACAAGUUGGUUUUGAUAGCGUGAUCUUCUCCCUCCGACUUCCCACAAUACACAUGAAACCUAACCUAUAUUAUUAUAAAGUGAUUAACACUUAGUACUAUUUCCACGAUAUCCAUUUAUCUUAUCAGUUAUCACGGUUCACUUCGUGACUGUUCCUUGAACAUACCGGAGAUCAUGAGCUAAUUAUUUAGCAAUCAACGUUGCCAUCAACUUGAAAUGUAAUAUAGCAAAUAGCCUAAAAAUAUACUACGAAAUAUGUACGCACACUAUUGGCGUACUAUUCCCAACACACACUGUCUUAAGCGGACACUUGGGAAGGUCCCGAAGGUGUCCGCUUAAUAGAGGUUUCACUGUAUAUAUUUUCUUUGUUGGGGUAUUAUUAACAAACCCCAGCCCAACCUCCAUUCAGGGAACACUUGCCUUGGUUCCGAGGGUGUCCCCUGAAUAGAGGUUCCACUGUUUAAUCAUUUUAGUUAAAUCAGUCACGUCAUACUGGUUGUUUCUGUAUUUUCUCAUUUACUUAGAUAUCCAACCCCCCAGCUGCCUCGCCUUCAGGCAGUCCGAGAACACAGGAGACCUCCAGGAGACUUUUGCCUAUAGAUUACGAAGAUCCUGAUUCGUCCGGAAGUGAAGAGAGCAGUUUAUCCUGCAUUCAGUCGCUAGACGGCUGGGAGAUGGUGUCAAGAGACGUCCAGAGAAGACAGAAAGGUCAGGAAUUUUUACGGAGGUUGCAAGUUAGCUUAUGCGGAGAGGAAAACAAAGAUGAAAGGUAAGCUGUCUUGUAGAUGUGCUAGGUCUGGGCCAAACGUCGAAUUUUCCAUGCGUUUAACUAAACUGAGUGCUGACAGUUUGGAUCUAGAAACACUUUCCACCCGUCAGACGGAUAGACGAUCUGAGGAUGCCGCGGAUUAUUCCAUAGAGCUAGUCACCGGAAUAACGAAAAGAAUCCGUUAUAAAUGGGUUUACGCAAGUCGAGGUCCCACCUGUAACCUUUCGCGCCCUACUUUUUCUGGGCAACUUAUUUAAACGCUUCGUUAAGUUCGACGAUUGAUCCAGCAGUCAAUCGUAACUAGAUUAAGGUCGACCCAAAUGGCAAUUUGUUUCGUCUCAUUGCCUUGGACUAAAUACCGUUAUUCUGCAGUUGCUGUCACUUCCGACCCUCUUGAUGUAAAGUUUGCCUUCAUUUUUUUGUGGGUAAAAAUUUACAUGAUAACUAUUGUCAUGAUCAAAAUUAUCGUUUGCCGUCAAGCAGGAUUUUACUUUAGUACUUGAUGUUUAUUAUGAUGUACGAGGUCGUUCAGUGUAAUUCGCCCUCUAGUGGGAAUCAUACCAACAUCUUUGUAAGUCUGUGAUUGGGCUAGUUAAUUUCUUAUCUUUAUAACAAAAUUGAGCGGUAAAAACACGACGUUUCGACAAUUACCUGUCGCCAGCAGCAAGGGUAAAUGACAAGAAUGGCAGUUAUCUUAAUUGUUCAUAUUAGAUUUUAUUGUAAUUGGUAUGUGAAAACCCAUUUUAAUUGGAUGUACCAAUAAAGUUGAUUUGAUUUGAAAAGAAAGUGUGAAUUUACAUUAAAAUAAGAAAGUGUAGAAACAAAAGAGUGUGCAUAAGUGACAAGUUUGGUGGUAAUGUAGUCGUCUGUUCGAGUGUUUAAAGUCAGUCUCCAAGGAGUAUCUCAUCAUGAGUGAAACACGCAAGUUUUCGACAGUACCACUUUAACUAGUAAAUAGCUCCCAAAGAUUGGUCGGCUAUUGAUUGUAUUUCUCGUUGAGGUAUUUCCAAAUUACAGCGGAGUGCUGGUCAAGGUAACGCCGCCGCGUUGCCUAUAUAAUUUGCGUCGCACAAAUUUGCAUGUAAAUUUAUUAACAAGACAUUGUGGGUUGACGGUUGAAAGGUUGUCCGGUGGUUUCGCUGUAUCAUGAGGUGGAUUCGAUGCAAAACAUUUUUCGUUUCAAACCCCUGUUUUCAUUGACCACUCUUCUCUUUCUGUCCUUACCGUGAAGCUAAGCUAACAUGCCCGCUCAUCAGGCUAGUUUCCGAGAGUGAGUUGAAACGAAUCCAGAACAAGAAUCAAACAAGAGGUAUCGACACGAAUAUGGAGAAUGUAGCGCAACUGGACUACUAGGUUCAUCUAUAGUAUCAUUGAACGAAGCUCUCCGUUGCACUCCUUAGGAAAACCAUGUAGUAUACGACUUGACCAGGCACCCAACAACUGUUUGCUGUAAAACAUCUAUUCGGAGACGCAAAUAUUGUCUAGAAUUUCUAAUUACUUGAGGACAGUUAAAAAUUUCUAGAUGACCGUUUUAUUCAUAUAAAAUUUUCGAAGCUCUCCUAAUAAAUCGCCUAUGAUUUUCUGAAGUAUAAUUUUUCACAUUUUACUCCUCAGGUUAGGUGAUUUUUCGUAGAAAAAAGAAAACCUAAAAUUUUCGGUUUCAAAAAUGUGAUGGAAAGAAGAAUCAGAAAAAUUCCUCCUUUGUAAUACGUUAAAUUGCAUUUUAAAUUUUCGGGAAAAUAAUACUGAAGCCCUGGUAAUUUCUAAAAGACUCACGUUCCCCUUGGCUGACCGAACAGAUGCAAAUUUUAUAGCGCCGCUUCGAAUGCUUUUCUAGAUAUCUAAAAGUAUUCUGAAUAGCUUAAAAAAAAGUGUUUUCAAUGUAUUUAAGAGAAACUGUCGUUGUGUGUCUCUGACUUGAGAAGUUUGCAAUCACGCGUUUAAGUUAACAAACCAAGGCUAAGAGCCACCAAGUUUGAUAUGUGUAACAACAUCGCUCAAACAAAGUUUUCUGCAUGUAUUCCAAAUUAAUGCGCAGACUCUGCCGCGAGAGAACUUCGAUAUGCAGCGAAAAGACUUGUAGCGAAAUGAAUCUGUAGUUAAACGACCGAUAAGCGACUUCAGGUCUUCUGCAGUUUUCUUACUUGUAAACAUUGGUUGUAACACUCGGUCGAUAUUUCCAAAGCCGACCGAUGUUAACGAGCAAUUUACCACCUUAAGUAGGCUCGUUUUCUGCCGUCUCCCGAAUCCGGUCUUUAAUCCUGAGUGCGGGCUCAGUCAUUUCCCCGAGCAGCGCCUGGUAAUUGAGCCUACACCUAAGGAAAUGCUGUGGAAAAUUAUUUGCAUUUGUUAGCAACGUCCUUAAUGCACAACGACGACGUGAAACUGCCUAAUUUUACGUUUUAUGGGGGACGUUAACACAAAACAACCAACUUCUUUUUUUNCUGUUUUCAUUGACCACUCUUCUCUUUCUGUCCUUACCGUGAAGCUAAGCUAACAUGCCCGCUCAUCAGGCUAGUUUCCGAGAGUGAGUUGAAACGAAUCCAGAACAAGAAUCAAACAAGAGGUAUCGACACGAAUAUGGAGAAUGUAGCGCAACUGGACUACUAGGUUCAUCUAUAGUAUCAUUGAACGAAGCUCUCCGUUGCACUCCUUAGGAAAACCAUGUAGUAUACGACUUGACCAGGCACCCAACAACUGUUUGCUGUAAAACAUCUAUUCGGAGACGCAAAUAUUGUCUAGAAUUUCUAAUUACUUGAGGACAGUUAAAAAUUUCUAGAUGACCGUUUUAUUCAUAUAAAAUUUUCGAAGCUCUCCUAAUAAAUCGCCUAUGAUUUUCUGAAGUAUAAUUUUUCACAUUUUACUCCUCAGGUUAGGUGAUUUUUCGUAGAAAAAAGAAAACCUAAAAUUUUCGGUUUCAAAAAUGUGAUGGAAAGAAGAAUCAGAAAAAUUCCUCCUUUGUAAUACGUUAAAUUGCAUUUUAAAUUUUCGGGAAAAUAAUACUGAAGCCCUGGUAAUUUCUAAAAGACUCACGUUCCCCUUGGCUGACCGAACAGAUGCAAAUUUUAUAGCGCCGCUUCGAAUGCUUUUCUAGAUAUCUAAAAGUAUUCUGAAUAGCUUAAAAAAAAGUGUUUUCAAUGUAUUUAAGAGAAACUGUCGUUGUGUGUCUCUGACUUGAGAAGUUUGCAAUCACGCGUUUAAGUUAACAAACCAAGGCUAAGAGCCACCAAGCUUGAUAUGUGUAACAACAUCGCUCAAACAAAGUUUUCUGCAUGUAUUCCAAAUUAAUGCGCAGACUCUGCCGCGAGAGAACUUCGAUAUGCAGCGAAAAGACUUGUAGCGAAAUGAAUCUGUAGUUAAACGACCGAUAAGCGACUUCAGGUCUUCUGCAGUUUUCUUACUUGUAAACAUUGGUUGUAACACUCGGUCGAUAUUUCCAAAGCCGACCGAUGUUAACGAGCAAUUUACCACCUUAAGUAGGCUCGUUUUCUGCCGUCUCCCGAAUCCGGUCUUUGAUCCUGAGUGCGGGCUCAGUCAUUUCCCCGAGCAGCGCCUGGUAAUUGAGCCUACACCUAAGGAAAUGCUGUGGAAAAUUAUUUGCAUUUGUUAGCAACGUCCUUAAUGCACAACGACGACGUGAAACUGCCUAAUUUUACGUUUUAUGGGGGACGUUAACACAAAACAACCAACUUCUUUUUUUAAAAAAAAAAACUUAGUCUUUUAGAAUUCAACUCCAGAAAAGUUCACCAACAUUUGACAAAUCGAACGUCAUUGAAUGAGACCGAUGAAUUUCGAAACAGCGCGAAUUUACGUUUUGUCGUCGUCGUUGUUUAAACUACCUAUCGUUACGAAUAAGAAGCGUAGUCUUUUGGGUGAAAAAUUCUUUUAUUUUGCCUCAAUAAACAGGCCAUUUUACAGUUGUGGGCUUGGUGUCCUAGCCUUUGAGUGAACGUGAGGCUGAGGUUGACCUUGUUUUGAUAUAAACCUCCUUCCUUUUCUAAUGGAAAAUUCGCCUAAAAAAUACUAGUUAGCAUAUCAACAACAAGUUUUGCAUGAUAAAGCAAGAAGGGUUGUAUCAAAACAAGGUCAACUCCAGCCUCGUUUGCUAUUGUAUCGGUAAAAAGGGCCAUUGUGUGUGGUAUUGAGACCUUUAAUCGCGUACUAAAAUUUUCAACGUUAUUCACUUAUCCAAAUUAAAAUCAAGACACUUUUAUUACAGAUUUGUGAGCUGUUUAAAACUACGUCAUCUCAAUCCUGACGAUAAACUCAACGCCCUGGUAACGAACCACAGCGUGUACUUCAUGAAGGUGGGGUCACCAUCAGCUGAUCACGUGGUUUUAACCAUAAAACUUCUGCACCUUUACAAGGCAAGACACAGAGAUCAAGGUAUGCAAUAAGUUAGUUAUUGUUCACAUAAAGGUGUAAUAAGAACAGUGACUAGAGUUUCUAGUUUUGGUGCCUUGGCUAAGUAAACUAACUUUGGAAUUUUGGAUAGUUAGUGGCUUACACGAAGAGAUUGCUUUUAAGGCCCCAUCCAUAGAGCCUGCGCCACAGACGAAACUAAACUCUUUUAAGUCCGUUUGCGAAUCAGCGCCGAAAUCCUUUUUUUGGGCCCCUGCUUGAGUAUGCGCCAUGAUUGGCCUGCUAAGAAAGCCAUUGUCAUUGCUCGAACGGGGAAACUCCUUUGUAAUUUCCUUAUUGUAGACCAUUUAACUGAUGUACACCAUAAAACUAAUGUCUUAGGCUUACCGCCGGGUUAAAUCGUAUGCGGCAGACAUACACCGAGUAAGUCAGCAGCGAUAUGCUUGAGCAAAUACACGAAACCUAAACAAGUCGUAACCCAAUAGUCCCGCUUGAAUCGGCUCUUAAAAAAGUCUCUUGUAAAAUGUUUUCGUCUUUGUUGAAUUUAAGUAAUGAUAUAAUGACGCUUCUCUGUUUUCAAUUUCAGAUAACGAGCAUUAUCUGCAGUUAUUGAUGAAAAUAUCAGGAGGCAGGCGACUGUCCCUCCCCUCCCCUAACCCUGCCGACAGCCCCCUCGUCCGGUGUGACAGCGUCAAAGUUGCCCAAAAAGCAGCGAAUAUAAUCAACCAAACAAAGAGAAACAGCGAGGAUAAUACUUUCAGAUAG